Molecule: messenger RNA, 1872 nt
Organism: Ostrea edulis (European flat oyster)
Lineage: Eukaryota; Metazoa; Mollusca; Bivalvia; Ostreida; Ostreidae
Exons: 4
Coding region: 627-1622 (331 amino acids)
Source: RefSeq, a predicted model, not a curated record
GUCAUCAUCGGAAAUCUCCAUAGCUUCAAAAUAUUAUGUAGUGCGUGUUUGAAGAAAUAAAUAUUGUUUAAGACGUAUGAUUACCCUGAACAUAAACUGAAGGUGGGAGAAGGAUUAAGAUUUUCAAUAAACUGCAGAUAAUCAGCCCUCGCCAUUCUUUUAAUGUCUGGAAGUGGACAGGUAGUGAGGAGGCGCAUGCGAUAACCUCGUCAAUAACCGUCUACUAGCCUUAUCUAAAACAAACAUAUUAUACGACAUUAAUAAUAUGUAUUUUUACAACGACAAAAAUUUUCCUCUUCAAAAUAUUUUUCAUCGUGGCAUUUCGAUUAUUUUAAAGGAGGGUUCGUCGGGCAGAAUAAGAAGGCCCACGUGAUCUGUUAAACUGGCUUUGGUGAUAAGGCAUAAUCUCCUCAAAGAUAACUGGAAAUUCAUAAUUUAAACAGUUCUACAAUAUUUUCCUUUGUGUUUCAUAUCCAUUAAUUACUUCGUUUUUUAAUUCUUUGAAAAUCGAAUUCAAACCAAAGGAAAAUUUAAUGUGGUAUUCAUAAGACUUCACUGAAGAGCCGGGUAUUUGUGUUUUUUCCCCCUGAAAACUAUACGUUUAUUUCGUGAAAAACACUUCCAUCAUGGAUUACAUGCUAACAGUUUCACUUGUAUUGUCUGUGAUGGUAUCCGUUAGCGGACAUGGGCGAUUGCUGGAUCCGCCCUCCCGUUCUAGUCUGUGGAGAUUCGGACUGAGUCCCGUCACCAAUUACAACGACAACCAACUCUCGUGCGGGGGAUUUGCAAAUCAACACUUGUAUCACCAUGGGAAAUGUGGGGUCUGUGGUGAUCCCUAUCAAGGACCACGUGACAAUGAAGCUGGCGGGAAAUAUGCUAGGGGAAUCAUCGCGCGCCGAUAUGUGGAAGGGCAGACCAUUGAUCUAGUGGUGGAGGUCACCGCUCUGCAUCACGGCUAUUUCGAGUUCAGAAUAUGUCCGAACAACAACGUGUCACGUCCAGUCACUCAGGACUGUUUAGAUAAACAUCUUCUGGUCCUAUCGUCACAUUCAACCAGGUUCAGUGACGUCACUGCUACGGGGAGGUACACGUUUCAAGCUCAACUUCCGGUCGGUUUGACAUGCUCCCAAUGUGUGGUCCAGUGGAAAUGGCAUACAGGAAACAACUUCGGAUAUGCAUCGGACGGUCAUAGUUGUAUUGGCUGUGGACCACAGGAAGAAUUCUACGGCUGCGCAGACGUGGCCAUCAUAUCGAGAACCACGCCUAUUUCUUCGUCACAUUCCGACACGCCCAGACCGGUUGUCAUCACCCGUCCACCACCAAUAGUCACCCGCCCACCACCAAUUGUCACCCGCCCACCACCAAUUGUCACCCGCCCGCCUAUGAAAACCACGACCCUAUCUAAAAUAUCGGCGGGGUUCCCAAUCAACAUAUUCCCAGGCGUACCUACUAACGCUGCGUCCACAACUACCACGACAAAAACAGUGAUGACGACAUCAGAUAGGCCAGCUUCCGGUUGUCGCGCUAUCAAUUUAUGGGUGGGAAAUCCGGUCCUAGAUCAGUGGUGUAUCUCAAACUGUGCCAGAGGAAACUGCCCGCCCUCCGCGUGCGCAUGCUCCUAAGAUGAAUUUUUAUUUUUUUCUGGUUCUAAUUGUCACACAUGUAAUUCUUUCAGAGGAUAAGGCACUCUGCUAAACUUUACAGGUGUUCAAUUAGUUGUAUAUAUUAACAAAUUACAUGGGGAAAAAUACCUUUCUUUCAGACAAUAAUUAAAAUGCUAAUAAGACUGACGUCAUGCUUAAGUAAAGCAGAAAAAAAUGGAAAUAUCAAAAACUGUGUUAAAAUGCACAACAAAUAAAUAUUUUAAGAACA